Molecule: messenger RNA, 1398 nt
Organism: Adineta steineri
Lineage: Eukaryota; Metazoa; Rotifera; Eurotatoria; Adinetida; Adinetidae
Source: the annotation of a GenBank genome assembly
AUGGCAAUGACAAACAAUAAAACACUAUGUUUUAUAUGUAAUGAAGAAAAAAUAACAUAUGUUUGUGAAGGAUGUUCAAAAGAAUUUUGUUUAAUGCAUUUAACAGAACAUCGUCAAAUGUUAAAUAAUGAAUUACAUCAUAUCGCCAGUGAAUAUAAUGAAUUUAAACAAACAAUUAAUGAACAAAAACAAAAUCCACAAAAUCAUUCAUUAAUAGAACAAAUUAAUCUAUGGGAAAUAGAUUCAAUUGAGAAAAUUCAACAAAAAGCACAAGAGUGUAGAGAAAAUGUCAUCAAAUCAUGUAUUAAUGAUAUUGAAAUGAAAUUUAAAGACUUAAAUAAACAAAUACAACAACUUCAGAAAGAAAAUGAGUUUAAUGAAAUUAAUUUAGAGUAUUUAAGAAAUCAAUUAACAAAAAUUACAGAAGAAUUAAAUAAUUCGUCAAAUACGUCUAUUCAACAGAGCUCACAACCGCUCAUUAGUGAUAUUUCAAUCAUUUUAUCAAAAAAACCAACAUGGAAUAAAUGGAGACAAAAUGCUAUCACUGUGGCUGGUGGAAAUGGAUAUGGAGAGAAAUUAAAUCAACUCAGUAGCCCUACAGGAAUCUUUGUCGAUGAAAACAAAAAUAUUCUCAUUGCUGAUUAUGAUAAUCAUCGUAUUGUUGAAUGGAAAUAUAAUGCAAAAGAAGGACAAACCAUUGCAGGUGGGAGUGGCAGAGGAAAUCGAAUGAAUCAAUUGACUUCUCCAACAGAUGUGAUUAUUGAUCAACAAAAUCAUUCCAUCAUCAUUGCUGAUUAUGCGAACAGACGAGUGAUUCAAUGGUUGAAUCAAAAGCAACAAAUUCUCAUCGAUGAUAUUGACUGUCGUGGUUUAGCAAUAGAUAAACAUAGAUUUCUUUAUGUUUUUGGUUGGAAGAAGAAUGCAGUGAGACGAUGGAAAAUGGGAGAAUAUAACAAUGAAGGAAUUCUAGUGGCAGGUGGGAAUGGAAAAGGAAAUGAGCUCAAUCAGCUUAAUUCUCCAGGUUUUCUCUUUGUUGAUGAAGAACAAUCUGUUUAUGUAUCAGAUAGAUACAACCAUCGUGUGAUGAAAUGGCGAAAAGAUUCAAAAGAAGGCACUAUUGUGGCUGGAGGAAAUAGUGUAGGAAGGAAUCUUAAUCAAUUGUCUCAUCCUCUAGGAGUAAUUGUUGAUGAUUUGGGUCGAAUCUAUGUGGUAGAUGCAGGGAAUCAUCGAGUAAUGCGUUGGUGUGAAGGAAAAGAAGAAGGCGAAAUUAUUGUUGAUGGAAAUGGUGACGAAAAUCGAUUGAAUGCUCCCGUGGCUUUAUGUUUUGAUGAUGAAGGAAAUCUCUAUGUUGGUGAUUGGGAAAAUCAUAGAAUUGAAAAAUUUGAAAUAAUUUUGUAA